GAAGUGAAUGGAAAAUCCAACGGCUGUAAUUCUGCUGAGAAAGAGGUGACGAGCGAUAUGACAUUGGUCUGGUCAGAAGAGGAUGACGAUGAUGAAACGCCAGUUGUCUCUCCUAGCCCCGUGUUCGCUGAGCAGGAGAAAGGUGUUCCAAGAGUGAGCCAGCCUGGAUCCUCCGUGAAUGACGUGUCAGAGGCUGGGCAAAAGUGCAGCCAGCAGCCAUGUUGCACCUCAGGGCAGGAGCUCUAUCCUGUGAGCAGACAGGGAGUCACCAGGGAGUCACCACCACCACCUGGAGAAUCAUCAGGCGACCAGAUGAUUCACUACUACUGGGGGGUUCCCUUCUGUCCAAGAGGCCUGGACCCAGACACAUACACCCAGGUGAUCGUGGCUCAGAUGGAGGUUUAUGAGAAGAGUUUGAAACAAGCUCAAAGGGGCCUACUGAGGAAGGCUGAGUGGGGGAAGGCUAUCCAGCCAGAGCCAGAGAAGUCACUGUCCCCUGAAGCACCUGCUGAAUCACCCCAGUCUGGUCGUCCUCGGAGGAGAGGCUUCAGACUGAGAAGCAGCAAAAGGAGCAAAGCCCCUGAAUUUGACGAGGAAGAAGAGAAGAGAGAUGAUGAUGGAGAAGAGGAACAGCAAGGAAAGGAGGAGGAUGAGGAGCAGAAGGACGGCGAUGAAGAACAGAUGGAUACUGAUGACUGUGAGGUUUGUCCAGAAACUCAACUGAGCGACAACGACGGCACGACAGAGCUUUCCUUGGUGACCGACACUGAAACACAGAUAUCCUCUCAGCAUCCACAGAAAAGUCCUGAGCUGUCUGAGAUCAAGAUGCUUAUCAGAGAUGAUACUCCGACCAGAAGCAUGCCUCAGGAGCUGGAGCAAAGAAUGAAAACCCAAACAGAUUCAAGCAUGGAGGAAAAUUCUCCUGAGUGCAGAGAAGAUGCUGCACAAAACACAGCAGAGGAGUUAGAGAAAGUAACAGAGAACAAGAAGAAUCAAGAUGUGGUGAAGCUAGAAGACAAAGGUCUUCAACGAUCAGAAUCUCCUGAACUGGAAGCUGAUGUGGUCCCUCAUAGCCCUAAAACCUCUAUCGACUGCCCGAUCUGCCAGGGAUCCUUUCCUGCAAGUAAAAUUGAGAUGCAUGCGGCUUACUGUGAUGGAGAGGUGACUGUAGUCAACCAGAGGGUGCCUGAAAGCGAUCAUGUCCAAGAUUCAACAAAACCUCGCAGGAAGAGGAUGAAGAGAACAGAGGCGUCGUCAGAGGAAUUCACUACUUUGUCUGAUGUUUGCAGACGGCAGGAGAAAUGUUAUAUCUGUCAGAAAAAUGUUCCUCUAAAAGAUUACAGCCGACACACAGAGCUCUGCGUUCAGCGUGGGACAUUCAGGAGGGCAGCCAAAGGAAAUCUGCUGUCUGCUCUGGAGCAAACAGAAAGCAGGAACUCAGGUGCAGGACCGUCAGGAUCCAAACCCCAACCAGAAGCAGUUAUUGAUCUGCGGGAUGACGACGAUGAUGAAGAUGAAGGAGAACAGGAGGUUUCAGGGUACAGGGUCAGUAACUCUCCCAUCAGAUCAUUCACCCCCAUUUCUGAGGCCACUGGAUGCCUUAUUGACUUCAGGAAACAGCAGCGAACCAAGAAGCCGACUCAAAGACGAAGAUGACGUUGUGAAGAAGGAGCCAGAACCCUAACUGUCAACAGGCUGAAUAGGCGGCCAGUGUUUGGAAUAAGCCUUCUUCUGGACGUUUUGUUUAAACAGAAACUGAGCACUUGAAUGUUGAGGGGAAACUGUCUUUGACUCUGUUAAAACCACUGAUGGUGGUUAAUGUCAAACUACCUCCUCAUUUGUAAAAACAUUCCCUCUAUUUUACUGUAAUACAAUUUUUUAUUCAAUGUCAAUAAAAAAAAUGCAUCUGC
Molecule: messenger RNA, 1910 nt
Organism: Cyprinodon variegatus (sheepshead minnow)
Lineage: Eukaryota; Metazoa; Chordata; Actinopteri; Cyprinodontiformes; Cyprinodontidae
Gene: uimc1
Product: ubiquitin interaction motif containing 1
Exons: 14
Coding region: 58-1656 (532 amino acids)
Biological process (GO): double-strand break repair; positive regulation of DNA repair
Cellular component (GO): BRCA1-A complex
Molecular function (GO): histone binding; K63-linked polyubiquitin modification-dependent protein binding
Source: RefSeq, a predicted model, not a curated record